This is a messenger RNA of Arabidopsis lyrata subsp. lyrata, 2289 nucleotides long. RefSeq lists its product as uncharacterized. Lineage: Eukaryota; Viridiplantae; Streptophyta; Magnoliopsida; Brassicales; Brassicaceae. The record is from RefSeq and is a predicted model, not a curated record. The transcript has 9 exons. Bases 337 to 1716 code for a protein of 459 amino acids.
GUAAGGUGAUUGAAAAUUUUUGUGCGUCUUUCAAAAUUACUUUCUUCACUUUAAAGUUCACUCGCUAGAUUCCAUAGCAUCUCCAUACAUAAGAUUUUUUUGUUAAACUCUCCAAGAAAAUAUAUUUAAAUUUCCAACCUUUUUUCGUGGGUCUGAGCUAUCUGUUAAACCCUAGUUUGAUUACACUUUGGAUAUCGUAAAAAUUGUGGCCUUUUCGAGUUUCUUGAGAUUUGGAGCUACACUCUUCUUAAACCUCUCAAGUGGAGUUGCAAAGUUUAGUCCUUUGAUAAAUUCCCCGAGUUUGUCUCGCAUGUGGAUUUGAAUACCGAAGAAACAAUGUCUGUGGAAAGAUCUUUGGAAGCUUGGGAAGAAGUUCAGAGACAUGGACACGACUUAGCUGACAGACUUGCUCAGGGCUUUAACGGUUUGAUUCAAAUCAACCCACCUUCAUUUCCAUGGCCGAAUCAUUAUAAUUCCAAGCUAUUCGAUCUCGAGUUCUCCGGUCAGCAUUUCGGGAUUAGGGAUUCUAAGUUUUCUAUUAACCAACCCAUCAAUGGCGUUUCGGCUAUUCUUGAUAUUGGGAACAAGAUUGGUCAAGCUGGUGUUGAUUUUGGCGCUGGAUUGAAUGUGAUGGUUCAGCAAUUCUUCAGAAGAUUACCUGUACCGUUCCGACAUGACGAGAACCCGUCUGUUUCUACUGAGAUAGAUACUGUCAGGAGGAGCCAUAAGGCUUAUGUUGACACAAAAGAGGACUCAAGGCUUUCUAAGACAGAUACUGCUUCCUCUGUUACUGUGUCUGAGGAGAAAGUUACAGAAUUGGAUUUAAGGACUAUUGGAUUACAUAGGAGACCAAAGGGAACGGUUGAGCUAUCAUCAAGUUAUGAAAGUAGUACAAGUGGUAUGGAACAUUCGUUAGCAGCCAGGGGAGAUCUUUGGAGAGUAGAAGCUUCUACUUCAAGUUCCCCUGCAAGAGAUGAUAGCUCAUCUCUCUUUCUACUCCAGCUCGGACCUCUGCUAUUUCUGCGCGGUUCAACUCUUCUUCUACCUGUUCAUUUAUCAAAGCAACACAUACUCUGGUACGGGUAUGAUAGAAAGAAAGGUAUGCAUUCACUGUGUCCAGCUUUGUGGUCAAAGCAUCGAAGAUGGCUUAUGAUGUCAAUGCUCUGCCUCAAUCCUUUAGAUUGCUCAUUUGUAGACUUGCAAUUCCCAAAUGGACAAUUAACAUAUGUAUCUGGUGAGGGAUUGACGACAAGUGUCUUUGUUCCUUUAUGUGGCGGUCUUCUUCAAGCGCAAGGUCAAUAUCCAGGCGAUAUGAGAUUUAGUUUCUCCUGCAAGAGUAAACAGGGAACACGAAUCACACCAAUGGUAAAUUGGCCUGAAAAAUCAUUCGCAUUGGGUGUUUCUCAAGCCUUGGCUUGGCGUAGGUCCGGUCUCAUGUUGAAACCUGCAAUUCAACUUAGCGUGUGCUCUACAUUUGGUGGAAGCAAUCCCGGGAUUAAAACCGAAGUUAUUCACUCGUUGAAUGAUCACAUCAAUAUGAUAUGUGGCUGCGCAUUCACAGCUCAUCCUUCAGCAUUUGCAUCUGUUUCACUUGGUCGGUCCAAGUGGAAUGGGAACAUUGGACGAACUGGCAUAGUUGUUAGAGCUGAUAUUCCUCUUCCAAACGUUGCUCGACCUUCUUUCUCCAUUCAGAUCAACAAUGCUUUCGAGUUCUGAAAAUAAGCUAACAUCUUUGCUAGGCUCAGAGAAGGAAGAAUCAACCCAAGGACCGUCCAUCGAUGAGGAGCUUUUGUGUUCUCUGUUGCUUGUAUGGGUCGAAACCUGUGACUCGCUGUCUUGUGACAAAAGCUCAAAGGCCUUAAACCUCAUUGCAGCUGAACCACUUGGAUCAGCUUCACGUUUCACCAGUGGUGGUUGGACUUUGAUUUUUCCUUCCAACAUUCUUACGACAGAUGACAUUGGUGGUCUCAAUGUCGGAGAUGGGUUCGUACAGAGUAAAGCUAUGUUCAACAUCCUCAUCGCUUCUUUCUUCGAAAAGCUUGUACCGAGAUCUGGAUCCAUGAGUUCUAGAAGACUCCCUUGUUCUUGCAAGACAUAUGCCCAAUCAAGAAGGUAAAUAAACUCUUCUUUUGGUCUGUAAUUUGUGUUGCUCUUUCCGCUAACAAUCUCUAAACAGACAACACCGAAGCUGUAAACAUCUGCUUUGUCUGUUAAAUAACCUCUCAUUGCAUACUCAGGAGCCAUGUAACCUCUGCAUCAAUGACAUAUAAAGUCAGUAAGUGUUAACCA